Molecule: messenger RNA, 1215 nt
Organism: Cylindrotheca closterium
Lineage: Eukaryota; Bacillariophyta; Bacillariophyceae; Bacillariales; Bacillariaceae
Source: the annotation of a GenBank genome assembly
AUGGCUGCCUUCUUCAACGCACACCAAAUACUGCUGUUCAUCGGCACAACAAUAGUCUUAUCAAAUUUUCUGAUUGCCUCAAGACUCCCAAGCCAUGAAUUGAGUGGCGGAGUGAGGCUUCUGCGGGAAAGCCAAGAACAGACUGAUGUUGGCCUUUUCUCGGAAAAGGAUGAGUCAGAAGAAGAGAAGGCCAUGCUCCACAUCGUGACCACUAGGUUUAUGCAAUCUCAGGCUGGUUUGACCAAGCUGGGGAAAGCUCGCUUGAAGCUCUUUGAAACUUUUUGCUUGCCAUCAAUGCAAACGCAAGUAAUUGACAAUUUUCUUUGGUUUGUCAUGAUUGACCCGAACCUCGAAGGGGAAUUGCUGGAACGGCUUCAGUUCCUUCUAGCUCCUCAUCCGAACUUUUUUCUUGUUCUCUCGAACGAAAAAUUGUUGACACCGCAUAAUCUGAUGAAUAAACAAGAAGUUGUUCAAAUCGUUUCUGGUGAAACACAGUUGCUGUAUUCCAGAAUGAUGGAUGUGAACCGACCUCUAUUGAUGGAAACACGGCUAGAUGCAGAUGAUGGCCUACAUAGGAAAACACUGGGACAGAUUCAGUAUGCUGCGAUGAAGCUACCACAAGCAACUGGUGGAUGGCAAGUCAUAUGCGCUGAUGUACAUUUGGAAUGGCGAAACGACGAGAUUGCAAAUUUGAACAGUACUGUCGAGAGCUCGGGAAGGAUCCGACUGGUGAAAGAAGACAUAUGUGUUACACCUGGCUAUACGCUUGUCCGACAUCGAGAGCCCGGAAGCAAUGAGUUUCCACCAUGGCCCAAAAUGGGGCAUCAACAAAUGAAUACACUAUGGCCUGAGUGUCUGAGCAGUAACUCUACAAAAGAGGGCGAACCUGUGAACCUGAAUUGUUGGACUCGGCUCCCAAAGUAUCCAGCUGCCUUGCGAUCAAGAACGAUCACAAGUGCUGGAAUGAGUAGGGUUCGUUCUUCCGCAAAAGAUAGAAUUUACGACGAACAAACGAAUGAUUUGUGGCAGCAUGUGACGAGAGAUUUUGGAAUUGGCGAAGAACGAACCCUGUUGACAUCACAAUAUUUGCAAAAUAACAUUCAUGGGAUUGCAGUAGACAAUCUUCUGGGACAAUGCACCAGAGGUCACAGCUGCAAGAGAAGCAGCAGAGAUAAGCUGGAGGCUCUUGCCAAAGAGACUGCUAGUUUCCGGUGA